CAGGGUCCAGGGAGACCAGAUAUAGUGAAUGCAGGGUCCAGGGAGACCGUAUAUAGUGAAUGCGGGGUCCGGGGAGACCGGAUAUAGUGAAUGCAGGGGUCCGGGGAGACCAGAUAUAGUGAAUGCAGGGUCCGGGGAGACCAGAUAUAGUGAAUGCAGGGUCUGGGGAGACCAGAUAUAGUGAAUGCAGGGUCCAGGGAGACCAGAUAUAGUGAAUGCAGGGUCCGGGGAGACCAGAUAUUGUGAAUGCAGGGUCCUGGGAGACCGUAUAUAGUGAAUGCGGGGUCCGGGGAGACCGGAUAU
Staurois parvus is the source of this 303-nucleotide messenger RNA. The record is from the annotation of a GenBank genome assembly. Lineage: Eukaryota; Metazoa; Chordata; Amphibia; Anura; Ranidae.